GGACCACAAAAAUGAACACAUACAAUUUGUUGGUAUUCUUCGCGCUAGUCAUCACAUGUCGAGCUGGUGUGGUGGCAGAAAACAGGCGCCUAGAUGCAGAUAACUUAGGCGAGGCAGCUUCAGUUGCCAGAACUGGCAUCGGUGGUUUUGCUGGAGGCGAGGCUGCCAGUUACGUAAGCAGCGAAGCUGCAGCGGCUGCAAAUGCUGCAAGUUACGCUGGUGGCUAUGCUGGUGGAGUGGCUGGCGGUUAUGCAGGAGGGGCCGCUAACGGAUAUGCGACCGGAGCGAUGGAAGGCUGGGGUGGAGCAGGAGCUGGUGCUGCUGCUGGUGCUGCCGCUGGAGCUGCCGCUGGUGGUUAUGCUGGCGGGAUGGCUGGUGGUUAUGCUGGAGCUGGUGCCGCUGGUUACGCCGGUGCAGGUGCGGCUGGUUACGCUGGUGCAGGUGCGGCUGGUUAUGCUGGUGCAGAUGCUGCUGGUUAUGCUGGGGCUCUAAGUGGAGGUUACGCCAAUGCAGGUGGUUAUGCAGCUGCUGAUGCUAGCAGUUACGCUGCAGCAAACGGUUACGCCAAUGCUGAUUUUGGUGGUUACGCUAAUGGUUAUGCUAAUGCUAAUGCAGCUGCAGCGGCAAAUAGUUAUGCAGCAGCAAACGGUUAUGCCAAUGCUGAUUUUGGUGGUUACGCUAAUGGUUAUGCUAAUGCUAAUGCAGCUGCAGCGGCAAACAGUUAUGCAGCAGCAAACGGUUAUGCCAAUGCAGAUUUUGGUGGUUACGCUAACGGUUAUGCUAAUGCUAAUGCAGCUGCAGCAGCCAACGGUUAUGCCAAUGCUGAUUUUGGAGGUUACGCUAAUGGUUAUGCCAAUGCAAAUGCCAUGGGCUAUGCAAAUGCAGAUGCCGCUGGUUAUGCUAAUGCCAUAGGUGGAGGUUACGCCAAUGUAGGAGCAGCUGGUUACGCUGGGGCUGAUGUUGCAGGCUACGGUUAUACUGGUGCUGGAGCAGGUGGUUAUGCUGGUGCAGGUGCAGCUGGUUAUGCUGGUGCUGGAGCCGGCGGUUAUGCUGGUGCCGGUGCUGCUGGUUACGCCGGCGCUGGUGCCGCUGGGUAUGCUGGAGCUGGUGCAGCAGGGUAUGCUGGAGCUGGAGCAGCAGGCUAUGCUGGUGCGGGUGCUGGUGGAUAUGCUGGCGCAGGAGCGGGCGGUUACGCCGGUGCUGGAGCGGCUGGGUAUGCCGGUGCUGGUGCCGCUGGAUAUGCUGGUGCUGGUGCCGCUGGGUAUGCUGGCGCUGGCGCUGGUGGCUAUGCCGGUGCCGGCGCAGCAGGUUACGCUGGUGCAGGUGCAGCUGGUUAUGCAGGUGCGGGUGCUGGUGGCUAUGCCGGAGCUGGUGCUGGUGGAUAUGCUGGCGCUGGUGCCGCUGGAUAUGCUGGAGCUGGUGCGGCCGGCUAUGCUGGCGCUGGUGCAGGCGCCGCCGGCUAUGCCGGUGCGGGUGCAGCUGGUUACGCUGGAGCUGGUGCAGCUGGUUACGCAGAUGCUCUUGGUUAUGUGUAAGGUUAAAUUUCGAUCUAGUAAAAGAUAAUUUGAGAUUGUUUUCCACAAAUCAGAA
This is a messenger RNA of Trichoplusia ni (cabbage looper), 1590 nucleotides long. Its product is annotated as glycine-rich cell wall structural protein-like. The coding region runs from base 12 to 1535 and encodes 507 amino acids. The transcript has 2 exons. The record is from RefSeq and is a predicted model, not a curated record. NCBI's taxonomy places the organism in Eukaryota, Metazoa, Arthropoda, Insecta, Lepidoptera, Noctuidae.